UCUGCGGCCAGGGCCUCUGCGUCAGGCCUGUGGGAAGUGGCUUGACAGGGUGUUGUAAUAAAUAGCCCCAACUUCCUGAUUUUGACUGCGAGGCAGAAACCGGGGGUAUAUCUACCCGGGGAGGAUUAAAAACGGUGCUGUUUUUGCAUAUCUGGGAGCCAAGAGACCAUUUUUGACAAACAGCAAAACUCAAGCAAGUUCCUUGGAAGAGGCUUUGGGGGCCGCCAUGACCCUCCCGUUCCUGGCUCUGCUCUGCGUUGGGCUGUGUGCUGGCCAAGAUCUAAGAAGAGCUGGGUCACUUCCCAGGCCCUCCAUCCGUGCCUCACCCAGCUCCGUGGUUCCUGCCAAUAGUACUGUGACACUGCGAUGCUCCAUUCCUUCUGGGAAAGUCAAGUUUGCUCUCAAAAAGAACAAUGUUUCUUUGGAGUCUUCACCAUCCUCAGGGGCCAUGGCAGAGUUUCACCUCACUGACCUAAAAACCAGUAACGCUGGAGAGUACACCUGUGAAUACAGGACAGAGAGCCCUACCAGAAGGUCACUGCUCAGUGAUGUCCUUAUCCUACUGGUGACAGGAGAAUUAGCUAAACCUUCCCUCCACGCCCACCACAGGGGUGAGGUGACUGCAGGAGAAAACGUGACUCUGCAGUGCCAGAAGCCCAAGCAUGUGAUUGGACCCCACAUGUUUGCUCUACUGAAGGAAGGAACUUCAACACCCAUAAAACUCCAGCGUGCAAUAGGAAUGGAGACAGACUUCUCCCUUCCCAGUGUGACAGGCAGUGACACUGGGAACUACAGCUGUGUGUACUACCUACCAAGGACUCCUUUCUGGACCUCACAGCCCAGUGAUGGGCUCAGGAUCUCAGUGACAGAUGAAACGAAGCCUCCCAAGAUGGCAGGAGUGACACUAGGAACCACCGAAAUCAUCCUCAUUGUCAUCGUACCUCUACUCUUCCUCCUCGCAGCCUUCCUCAUCUGCAAAUACACCUGCUGUGGGGCAGCUCUUAAAAAGACAACCAGAAGCUCCCAUUCUUCUAAGAAAAUGGAAGAAGUGGUGACAGAUGCGUCUCCAGCUACGAAGAGUGGCUCUCCCGCCCUGGAUGAGGGAUCGCAGGUGUCCAGGGCUGAAGAACCGCAGGGAGUGACGUAUGCUGAGCUGAACACCAGAGCCCUGCGCGAGGGCCCCUCCACCCAGGUGCCGCAGCCCCCAGAAACGUGCGUGUACUCGGCCCUCAAGAUGUAGCAGGAGAAGCUCUGGCACCAGGAAGAACUGCCAAUAAGGGGGUGGACAAUGGGGCAGAGGGCCCUUGGGGGACUGGGCAAAUGAGGAAACCUUUCCUCAGUCUCCACUUCAGACUUGCUUCCUCCUUCUACGAAAGUAACAUUUAUUUUUUCAAGUGGAAGGUAUCAUUAACAUAGAGUGAUAUACAGAGAGAGGACUCAGUCCUAUCAUUGCCAGGAAGACCAACCACGUGAUGAGGAGGUUUGGAACCAGAGCCAGGUGUUAUCAGCCGGUCCUCUGGGGAAGAGAGGGAGGCUGGGGACGGACUCUGUCACGUGGGCAGUAACCCAAUCAACCACGCCUGCGUGAUGGCAUCCCAACGAAGAUGCUGGACACGGACACUGGAAAGCUUCCAGUUGGUGACACUCCAUC
Pipistrellus kuhlii (Kuhl's pipistrelle) is the source of this 1651-nucleotide messenger RNA. Its product is annotated as T-cell-interacting, activating receptor on myeloid cells protein 1-like. The record is from RefSeq and is a predicted model, not a curated record. The transcript is spliced from 10 exons. NCBI's taxonomy places the organism in Eukaryota, Metazoa, Chordata, Mammalia, Chiroptera, Vespertilionidae. Gene Ontology annotation, cellular component: plasma membrane. Bases 227 to 1240 code for a protein of 337 amino acids.